This is a messenger RNA of Suillus paluster, 1605 nucleotides long. Its product is annotated as kinase-like domain-containing protein. Gene Ontology annotation, molecular function: ATP binding; cAMP-dependent protein kinase activity. Lineage: Eukaryota; Fungi; Basidiomycota; Agaricomycetes; Boletales; Suillaceae. Gene Ontology annotation, biological process: peptidyl-serine phosphorylation. Gene Ontology annotation, cellular component: nucleus; cAMP-dependent protein kinase complex. Bases 121 to 1365 code for a protein of 414 amino acids. The record is from RefSeq and is a predicted model, not a curated record. The transcript is spliced from 5 exons.
CAAGCUUUCAAUGUUUGUGAGACUUUGAUUGUCCACUUCUUGUCCUCAUAUUUUUCUUUCAGUCUUCUGUGCCAUAGUAUCUUCUCAUUAUCCUCUUUCUACAACUCAUAUCUCGUUCGUAUGAUCAAGCGAAUGGCUGAUAAGAUUGGGCAUUUUGGCCACCAGAAGCAGUCUAUCGCUGACUCUAGUCCGACUGGACUUGCAGGCUUGCUGUACACACCGACCUCUCAAUCAAUUGUUCCCAUAUCGACUGCUGCAGACUACCAUCGCGGCUCUAUAUCAACACAGCGAACGUCGUCCAGCGAAUGGAGCAAGCGGGGGGACAACCUUGACACCGAGUCUCUUCCACUCCUAUUACCACGUGUGUCUUCGAGGCCGAAAGCGUCUUACCGGCUCUCUGAUUUCAUAAUACAACGAACCCUUGGGACGGGUUCCUUUGGAAGAGUACAUUUAGUCAGGAGCAAGCACAAUCUCCGCUUUUACGCCAUCAAGGUGUUGAACAAAGAGAAGAUUUUUCGGACGAAACAAGUCGAGCAUACCAACAACGAGAAGAUAAUGCUUGAAGCAGUUCAACACCCUUUCAUCAUUAACCUUUGGGGCGCGUUUCAAGAUGCAUCAAACUUAUACAUGGUCAUGGACUUCGUACCUGGUGGUGAACUUUUCACCCUGCUACGACGGUCGAAUCGCUUCCCAGAUCCCGUGGCCAAGUUUUACGCCGCCGAGGUUGCACUUGCUUUGAAUCACCUGCAUUCCCUCGACAUUAUAUAUCGUGACCUCAAACCAGAGAAUAUCCUCCUCAACCAUGACGGUCACAUCAAAAUAGCAGACUUUGGAUUCUCAAAGCACUGCUCAUCAGUGACAUGGACGCUAUGUGGCACGCCUGAUUACCUUGCGCCCGAAAUCAUAGGGCAGCAACGGUAUAACAAGAGCGUUGAUUGGUACGCCCUAGGCGUGCUAAUAUUUGAGAUGCUUUCAGGACUUCCUCCUUAUCACCAACCCGACCAUAACCCCGUUGUACUCUACGAAAAAAUCACUCGUGGUCCAGCUUUCAUUCGCUGGCCACCGUUUCAUGGUAAUGCUACAGACAUCAUCCUGAAACUAAUGGAGGGCGAGCCUUCCAAGAGGUACGGAAACAUGCGGCAUGGCGCAGGUGAUGUCUUCGCACAUCCGUGGUUCCGCGAGGUCGACUGGGACAAGUUACGGAAUAGAGAGAUCACUGCUCCUUACCUGCCUAAGAUUUCAGGAGACGGCGACGCGAGCGCCUUUGAACAGUAUCCUGAGGACAACGUUGCCUCACUGUAUGGACUUCCAGGUCAAGACCCAUGGGGACAGGAUUUCCCUAAUUUUGAGUAUACCAGUCAUUAAAUGGGACUUUGUUUCUUUUCAUUUAUCACUACAUUAUUCUGUUUUGGCACCAUCUAUCACACUGCAUUUGCUGUUUGUACAUAAUACCACACGCCGACACCCCUGCACUCUGUAUGUACAUUGGAUACUAGCUAUGGCAGGUUGUUCACAGUAGUAACCUUCUUGUUCGUUCCUCCAUUCAAUCCGAACAUUAACUACAUUAUCCCGGGUGUGAUUUCUAGUCCUGCAAGUACGUGCCUA